Messenger RNA from Dovyalis caffra, 2508 nucleotides. Lineage: Eukaryota; Viridiplantae; Streptophyta; Magnoliopsida; Malpighiales; Salicaceae. The record is from the annotation of a GenBank genome assembly.
AUGAACCUCAAAAGACCUCCUUCAAUGGAAACCAAAACAGUUGUCUUGCUCUCCCUAACACUGCUCUCUCUCUUCUCUUUCUCCUCCUCUUUCACUCCCACGGACAACUACCUCAUCAACUGUGGCUCAAACACCAACACCUCCUUCACUCCUACAGAUAGCAGAAUUUUUGUAGCUGAUUCCACUAAACAAGGUUCGAUCUUUCUCUCAAAAGGCCAGUCCAUUUCACUAAAGAACCAAAACCCAUCUCCAAAUUCACCAACUUUAUACAACACAGCUAGAGUUUUCACUGCUGCUUCAAGCUACAAGUUCAGUGUUAAGAGAAAUGGGACUCACUUGGUACGUUUUCAUUUCUCUCCAUUUAAAGCUCAAGGCUUUGAUUUAACAACUGCAAAGUUUAGUGUUUUUGCUAAUGGGAAUUUGUUAUUGAGGGAUUUUAGUACCAAAGUUGUUGUGCUUAAAGAGUAUAUAUUGAGAGUGGAUGACUAUGAUCUUGAAAUUUUGUUUAGUUCUGUUGGCGACUCAAGAUUUGGAUUUGUGAAUGCAAUUGAAGUGUUUUCUGCCCCUAAGGAUUUUAUUCUUGAUGAGGGAGCUAAAUUGGUUGGUAAAAAUGGAAUUGAAGUGUACAAGAAUCUUUCUUCACAUGUUUUAGAGACAGUUCAUAGGAUUAAUGUUGGAGGCUCAAAAUUGGUGCCUUUUAAUGAUACUUUGUGGAGAACUUGGAUUCCUGAUGAGGAUUUUCUUGUCUUGAAAUCUGCUGCGAAACUUGCAGUUACUACUCAGGUUCCUAAUUAUCAGAGUGGGGGUGCUAGUAGAGAGAUUGCGCCAGAAAAUGUGUAUAUGACUGCACAGCAGAUGAAUAGGGAUAAUAACCAAUUGCAAUCAAGAUUUAACAUCACAUGGAAUUUUCCUGUGGGUUCUGGUGGGGUUCGGCACUUGGUUCGAUUACAUUUCUGUGAUAUUGUCAGUACUUCACUUAAUCAGUUGUACUUUGAUGUGUACCUAAACGAGUACUCUGCGGACAAUGAUUUGGAUUUGUCAUCCCUUACAUUCCAUGUCCUUUCAUCUCCAAUGUAUGUAGAUUAUAUUGUGGAUUCAAAUGAUUUAGGGGCUGUGCGUGUUAGUGUUGGACCUUCGGCUAUCAGUAGUUCUUCAAAAGUCAAUGCUAUUUUGAAUGGAGUGGAGAUCAUGAAGAUGGUAAAUCCUUCUCGUUCACAAAGUGGUUCCAAGAAGGGAACUGUUUGGAUUGCGGUGGGUUCAAGCAUCGGAGGCUUUGCUGUUCUGUGUGUGAUUGUCUUUGCAGUUAUACUUUCUUGUAAAUGCAAGAAGAAGAAAUUGAAACCAAGACGAGUAGAAAGUGCAGCUUGGACACCUUUAGGUGUAUAUGGAGGUAGUACUCAUAGUAGAAUGUCAGAAGUGACUGUUAAUGAAUAUCGCAACUUGAAGAUUCCUUUUGCCGACGUCCAGGUGGCAACCAACAAUUUCGACAACAGUCUGAUAAUUGGUUCGGGUGGAUUUGGUAUGGUUUUCAAAGGUGUUCUUAAAGACAGCACAAAGAUUGCUGUAAAGAGGGGUGUGCCAGGGUCUAGGCAAGGACUCCCAGAAUUUCAAUCUGAAAUAGCAGUUUUGUCGAAGAUACGCCACCGCCAUCUUGUUUCCCUCAUUGGGUAUUGUGAAGAACAGUCAGAAAUGAUCCUUGUCUAUGAGUACAUGGAAAAGGGGCCUUUGAAGAAACAUUUGUAUGGUCCAGGAUGUUCUCGUCUGUCCUGGAAGCGAAGGCUUGAAAUUUGCAUUGGUGCUGCGAGGGGACUUCACUACCUGCAUACAGGUUCUGCUCAAGGCAUUAUCCAUCGUGACAUCAAGUCUACAAAUAUUUUGCUUGAUGAAAAUUACGUAUCCAAGGUUGCUGACUUUGGUCUUUCACGUUCAGGCCCAUGUCUGGAUGAGACUCAUGUAAGUACUGGUGUAAAAGGCAGUUUUGGAUAUCUUGAUCCAGAAUACUUCCGAAGACAACAGCUUACUGAUAAAUCAGAUGUUUAUUCAUUUGGAGUUGUGCUUUUCGAAGUUCUUUGUGCAAGGCCUGCAGUCGAUCCAUUACUUGCUCGGGAGCAGGUGAAUUUAGCAGAAUGGGCAAUACAAUGGCAGAAGAAGGGCAUGCUCGAACAAAUUAUUGAUCCUCAUCUUGCAGGACAGAUAAAGCAAAAUUCUUUGAAGAAAUUCGGAGAGACGGCAGAGAAAUGUUUGGCUGACUAUGGUGUUGAUAGGCCAAGCAUAGGCGAUGUAUUAUGGAAUUUGGAGUAUGCACUUCAGCUUCAAGAAUCAGCUUCUGAACCAUCAAGAGAACCACAUGAAGACAACAAUGUGAAUGCGCCAGAGCUCCCGACACCUCGAAUAGCUCCCCAAGCUCCAUCAAACAACACUGAGACUGAAACAGGCUAUGGUGAUGGUACUUCAGAAAUUAGAAACAGUCUAGUUUUUUCACAGUUGAUGACCAACGAAGGCAGAUAG